Molecule: messenger RNA, 1311 nt
Organism: Hevea brasiliensis (rubber tree)
Lineage: Eukaryota; Viridiplantae; Streptophyta; Magnoliopsida; Malpighiales; Euphorbiaceae
Exons: 7
Coding region: 143-1114 (323 amino acids)
Source: RefSeq, a predicted model, not a curated record
UCGCUCACUUUAAUGUAAAAAAAAAAAAAAAAAAAGUCAUAAUUUCCCCAAAUAUUAAUUUCUCGCAGAAGAAAUCAGAAAAUAUUCUCAAUUUCUCAGCAUCCAAACGCCCUUCAUCAGCAUCACCAUCAUCAUUAUCAUCAUGUUGUGGAUGGAGAUCCUUUGUGGUCUAAUCAUUUACAAGUUGUACCGCCGCUUCUUCUCCGACGAUGACGAUCUUUUGGAGGUCGAAUCCUCGGAUACCACUGCUCUUUUCAACGUUGCUAAUAGACUUGAAAAGCUUUAUGGAGGAAAGGUGUAUGUCGGUCUUCGAAUUCCAGAUGCUGAUACUGGUUCACGACAGAACGUGGAUAUGGUACUUGUUACCAAAGGGGAGGCAGUGGUGAUCUCUGUCAAGAAUUUGUCAGGAUUGGUAACAAUUAGUGGUGAUGGCAGCUGGGUUUGUGAAAGUAGUAAACACAAGGCAGAGCAUUUUCCUGAUCCUGUGGGGGAGACAAAGAAACAAGCAUCUGUUCUUGAAUCAUAUUUAGAACAAAGGGGAGUUGCUCUACCAGAAGGAUAUUUGUCUUACAAAGUUGUGCUUCCAAAUCCAAAGUUCUGGACCAUUCAUUUGAGCAAUUUUCCUUCUGAGGUCAUUACAUAUGAUCAGUGGGUGCAGUUGAAACCGGAACCAAAAGGCAUGUUUUCUGGGUGGAUUAAGGGUGCCUUUCGUGGUGGAAAGAAAGACAUGCAAGAAUCUAUACAUGAGAAGCUUAAUUUUACUCUCAGCACAGCUCCAAUGUGGGACAGGUUGGAGCUUAAAGGUAACAAAUAUAUCCUAGGAGAAUUUCUGGAAUUCAAAGGAAAAGAAGAAGAUAUCAUUACUUUGAGAAACAUCAAGAGAUCAAAAGUUAGACGUCUUAUUGUCCAAAAGACAAGCAUGUUGGGACUAGCCCAUUCAAAGCUUCAAGUAUUGUACUCCCCUCGCGAUUAUAGGAGUGAAGGGGCUUCAAGUUCUGAGUGGAAAGAAGCAACCGUGAGAUCAAGUACAGAGGUGUUAUUUCAGCCAGAGAACUCCAGAAAAGUUCGCAAAUUCAAACUCUCUUCAAUUAUCUCCAUGUCGUUGAGUGCCUGAAGAUGCUUUUGAUGAAUGUGUAUUUCAUUGCUGGAAUUCACAGUUAUGAUGCGCCCUAGAAGUUUAAACUGCUUUCUCAAUAAGUGUGGUGUUAAUUGUCAUGGUUGUGUGGCAUGUAUGUGUGGUAUGGGGUUGUAAUAACUGAGCAUAUAUAAGAUCAAUUUUGAAGAAAAGAAACGCCUUAUUAUUCUUGGAUU